GUCCUCAUACCAUCUCGUUACAUCGACUUUGCUGCACCAUGAAAACAUCGUUCACACUAGACUCAAAGAUUACGUUACGCAACAAUGAAGAGAUCCCCGUCCUAGGAUUUGGAACAUACGAGCUGGACGGAGAUGACGCUUAUAAAGCUGUUAUGUGGGCCCUGGAGGCCGGAUAUCGCCACGUUGAUUCUGCCGAAUGGUAUGAGAAUGAGCGCCAGUGCGGAAGAGCUAUUCUCGACUUCUGCAAGCAGGCCAACGUUACGCGUUCUGAUAUAUUCUAUACAACCAAGCUCAAAUACAAUAACGGAUAUGAUGCCGUCAAGCAGUCUAUCGAAAAGUCUCUGGAACUGUGUGGGCUAGGCUAUAUCGAUCUCUACCUGAUCCACGGUCCGAUUGGAGGCCCCAAAGCGCGUCUUGAUAGCUGGCGCGCUAUUUGUGAUUAUCAUAAACUUGGAAAAUUGAAGAGCAUCGGCAUCAGUACCUAUGGUGUCCGACACAUGGAGGAACUAAUAGAGUCGGGCCUUCCGCUUCCCGUCGUUCACCAGAUCGACUUACAUCCGUUUCAAACCCGCAACGAUAUCGUUGCUCUCAGUAGAAAACAUGGGAUCACUCUGGAGGCUUGGGCACCGUUAGUCCGUGGCCUCCGGUUCGACCAUCCUGCUAUUUCAAUAUUGUCAUCGAAAUACGGAAAGCAGCCCGCACAAAUAUUAUUGAGAUAUUCGCUCCAAAAGGGCUAUGUUGCAAUACCAAAGUCAACGUCCAAGAAUCGUAUCAUUUCAAACACAAACAUUUUUGAUUUUGAGCUGGAAGAUCGGGAAGUCAAUGAGCUCGACGGUUUGGACGAAGGGCUUCUUACCGACUGGGAUCCAACUAACGACCCAUAAUGUCGGAAUUGUUCUCCGGUCGCCUCAAGUACUCCAAACAACCUCUUACGAUGUCCAAACCUUGUGUUCCGGUACAGCAUUGAAUGAACGGUACCUGCGCAACGCGCAUCCCACACAAUCAUGAUGUCACGAGGAAAAAAAGACAUGUAACGCAAAAGACAGAUCUUGAUCGAAUCGAUUUAUAAUACGCAAACAUUCUGCGGUCAAUCGCGAUACUGCCACCAAAAACUUCGCUUUGGAUACUUUUUACCAAUUACGGAACACAAGAAUCAAUAAUACUUGUGGCUCCAAGCUCAAUCUCUCGUGACAUUUCGCUUCGGCGAAAAACAUUUGGUUAUACAGUGCUUUGGUCCCUCAGCGAGCUCACGGACUCUCGUUUCUAGGAUGUUGCAUAUUAGCUAGUCGUAAGGCGACAAAAUCCGAGUUACUGUUGUUGUCGGGUUGGGGCCAAGAUUCUGACCACUCAAUCGCCCGACCGAGCAUCGAGGACAUGGUUUUUGAUUGAGUGUAAGCCUCUCGACGGGAGAAAUUUACAACUUUCGAUGUGCAGGUUGCAAACGACGCCGUUUCGGCAGCCCAACUUACUCGACGACCUCGACGGACUCCCAUUACGGAGCCGGAAGAUUUUUCAGGCUACCACAGAGACAUUACUUGUGCUGAGGUCCCGACCUACCUCCCCUAUAUGACACCAGUGCCGCAAUGGAGGUAGUUGCCCUCGGUAUCCUGACACCCGAAGCCAGUGUUUGUUGAUACCAGGCUCUGAGGCGACGCCCUCCUCUUUUGCAGGUUGCAUCGUGACAGCAUUAGGACGUUUUUGCCAUCAUCCCAGUGCACCCAAUUUGCGAGCAUAUGCAAAGCGGCACCAGGAAACCACAACGUCACCACUGGCACAUGAGAGGAAUUCGAACUCAAACGAUCACAUUUCCACUUCCUUUCGUUGGUGUGCAAACGCGGUCUUUACCCUGUAGUCGAAAUCAUUUCUUCGCGAUUUAUUCCCAAGUACCAAGGAUCAAGGUGGAGUCCCUCGUCGACACGGGUUGGGGUCCAAGAGAAUAUGCUCUCCCCGGCCCCGGUGUAUCGUAGGUGGUCGCGGUAUAUUAUGGCACAGGCCUCCCAAUACCCCAUGCAAAAGGACGGGCCGAAACUGGUUCAUGCAGAUUCCUGAUGAUCGAUAGCAAGUACUCCGACCUCCUUGGACGUUCGGC
Messenger RNA from Marasmius oreades (fairy-ring Marasmius), 2089 nucleotides. RefSeq lists its product as uncharacterized. NCBI's taxonomy places the organism in Eukaryota, Fungi, Basidiomycota, Agaricomycetes, Agaricales, Marasmiaceae. The record is from RefSeq and is a predicted model, not a curated record. The transcript is spliced from 10 exons. The coding region runs from base 39 to 884 and encodes 281 amino acids. Gene Ontology annotation, molecular function: oxidoreductase activity.